Opisthorchis viverrini is the source of this 4228-nucleotide messenger RNA. RefSeq lists its product as hypothetical. Gene Ontology annotation, biological process: SCF-dependent proteasomal ubiquitin-dependent protein catabolic process. NCBI's taxonomy places the organism in Eukaryota, Metazoa, Platyhelminthes, Trematoda, Opisthorchiida, Opisthorchiidae. Gene Ontology annotation, molecular function: protein binding. The coding region runs from base 76 to 3210 and encodes 1044 amino acids. Gene Ontology annotation, cellular component: SCF ubiquitin ligase complex. The transcript has 9 exons. The record is from RefSeq and is a predicted model, not a curated record.
CACAUGGUCGCCUACAGGCUUCUUCCGGCACCGAAAGUUUCUCCCAUCGCUCUUUGGCAAGCAUUCUUCAGUUAAAUGGAACGGCAGGAGCCAACAUUUUACUCGUAUUCUUCUUUAUUUCCAUCGAAUGUAACGGAUUUAUUCCCUGAGCAAUCAUGUAUGCCGUACAACCUAACGUCAGUGGCGGGCCAGUCCGAUCGCUUGAAGCGCACAAGUCAGUCGGAAGAGUCCAUUUAUUCUGGACAUUUUGUUGCACCCAAGUGGAAUCCCAGUUCUUCUAGUGGACAGUCGCUAACUGUCUGCCCGGGGUGCUUCACUCAGGUAUGUGAUGAUUCGAACUGGUGCUCUGCUUGUGGCGAAUUGUUGAUUGGAUCCAGUUUAUGCUCCUCAGACCUGGAGAGUUGGAGUCAUCAAGGGCUCGCAUUCCGAUCAUUGCAUCCUGCACUCAAUGAACCGGUUAAGUAUCCCAGUGAAUGGCAUGCUGGUGCCUCAACCCAGUCUCAUGACUGUGUGCCUUCGUAUCCUGUCGCGGAAAACCAUGUACCUCUAGCAGACUGCUCUAGUUACACAUUUGCGGCCGUGUCAUCGAUUCCUUUGUCUCAGUCGUUCACUGCAGCAUCGUUUGUUACGGCACCAUCCUUUGCAGCCUCUUUCACAAGUGUGUCGUGUCCGACUACUGAGUUUGACCCAUCAGUUGCUCAGCCGUCUAGCCACUCCUUUCAUAUCGCAGAAACCAGUGCGCCUAUUUGUCACUCGCAGAUGGAGUCACUGCAGUCGACGUUGAAUGAACUCCAUCUAGGCCAUGGACGUUACAUAAGAACCGGUGCUCAGGAAUAUGGCAUUCCUUGUCCGGGGAAUUAUUCUCCUAUGGCUUCCACUCUGGCGUCUUUUCCGAACUCGGUUGCAGAGAGGGGAGCGCCGUCAAUGGUUGCGAGUGCUUCAGUCCAAUAUGACCCGAGUCAGCUGUUGCAGAGUGUAAACCAACGUGUGCGUCAACGCUGCAUAUCUGGUCCAGUAGAUGUAUCUAUGGUAACCACCCGAAAUGGAGUUCCGGGAGAUUUGCAAUUCGACUUUGUUCCUGUGGUGUAUCCGAUCCGUGCUUGGCGCCCGGUCUCUAUUUCUUCCAACGGUUCACAAGUCACGCCGAAUUUCCCCACACAGGCGCAACUGUCUUGGGGUAUGUCGCAGUCUGCGAACCUUUGCGUGCCCCGAAAAACGACAUCUUUCCAGUCUUCUUACGGAUGCCAUGUUACUCUAACCGGAGCUGACAUGUUUAAUUGUCCUGGAGGCACCUCUGCUGAACUUGUGGAUUCUCGGGAAAAAUGCUGUAUGAAUACUCGUCCUAACAAUCGACGCCGGAAAAACCCAUCGGAAUGCUCAAGGGCAGAACUCAAACGCGAUUACGCAGGACCAAGGAGUUAUGGCCGAACACGUAGCUUCAGCUCAGAUGUACAACCGUGGAACGGUUCGGAAGCACGCACUGGGCCUCCCAGUCCUUCAAAGCCCGUAUGUCACUGGCAAAUGUCGCGCACUGCUUGGUCCGCUCAUGACCCCUCUUUGGCCAAGAAAAAAUCAUCUGACUAUCUACGAGCAUCGUACUCCCAUAGAACAUGUGCAACACAUAACCAGUCGUCCGUGAAACCUGAGGAACAAAUAACCGACAAAUCAAUAGAAACCGCGGUUCGGACGAACCACACACGAGCUUGUGCUCAGAGCUCAAAUCGCCAUCAACGCUUUCUUGAACAGAAACAACAGCGACGAAACGGUGGUGAAAGACGACGCAAUCGCGGCACCCGGGUGGGUAGUUUUGGGGACACUCAAACUGUGGGUUACCGCCCAUCCCAACCACAGCUAAAUGCGGUCCCUAAGAAGGCUGUAAAGUCACGUCGGCUCAAGCAAGACAUCAAUUGUCAUUCGAAACCAGAACGGCUGGCUACAACCGGACAGAACUCUGACGCAGUUUCAGAGGAACAUGUUCAAGUGCCGACCGAUUCAAACCAAACUGACCCUGCGACUGAACAUUCGCCAGAAAAACCAAAUUGGAUGUUGUUACCAAACGAGCUGUGGAUCGCCAUUAUCCAUCAUUUGCCUUUUCCGGAUCGUGCUCGCCUUGCGCUGGUGUGUCGUCGACUGUCCAAUCUGGUGUUCGAUCCGUCUCUGUGGAGGGUGAUACAGUUGCAUCGGCACCAACAUUUGACAAAUACUGCACUUGCUUCGAUCGGACGGCUCCGUCCUCGUGAAUUGCGAUUGACUUAUUGUCACGGAGACACAAUAGCUGCUGAUGGUUUACGCCAGUUGUUCCAGGCCUGCGGUCCGAGUUUACGCAAAUUGUCUUUCAUCGGUUGUACCAAAGGUCUUUUCGAUUAUGACCUGCCUCUACUCUUGGCCGCCAAACACUGUCCCAAUAUGAGUCACAUCAACGCUAGUUACACCCAAGCGGUUCGCGAUCAGACUGUGAUCGCUCUGGCCAAAUCGGCUCUACAUUUAGUCAGUGUGAAGUUGAACGGAGCUCAACAGAUUAGCAACUCGGCGAUCCAGCAGUUGGUUCACUACCACAAGGAUACGCUGCAACGGCUCGAACUUUUCGGGUGCUUCCGACUCAAUUCCGACAUAUUUGCGAUACUGGGACGCUGUCAACAACUUCGGGCGCUGGCGUUUGGUCACUUGCAUCAUCUGUCAUCUGAUGGUUUGCUGGAAUUGGUAGGAAAAUUGCCCCUGUUGUCUUCGUUGGAUUUGCGUGGAACACAAACUUUGUCCAGUGAUCUCAAUCUCAGCCGAUUGGCGGAUAAGUGUCCACACCUGGAAGAAGUUGUACUGGCCAACAUGCAUUCGCUGAAACAUGAGGCAGGAAUAGCUCAAAUGCUACGCCGCCUCCCACGACUCCGCGUGCUCGAUUUAUGUGGUUUAGGCGCCGUCGGUGACCUGACCAUGGAAGCGCUGGCUAGUGGGUGCCCGCAACUGGAAGAGCUAGAUGUCAGUUGUACAUCCGUCACCCAAAAAGGGCUAUCUCAUCUCACGCUGGCACCGGCCAAGAGCUUGCGUUGCCUGCGAAUCAGCCACUGUCGUGAGAUCACUAGGGACGUCCUUGAAAAGCUCGUUAAAGCAUGUACAAAGCUCACCAUACUGUACGCGUAUGGCUUCAAGUCUAUAUCCGACUGGAGUUUCCUACAAGCUGUCCGUCCUGCCCUCCUAGUGGAAAGUGACGUGUGACAAGAGAGAUUGGUGUUUGACUUACUCCCGCCUGCUCUAGGAGAAAGCAACCAGUCGAUUUUCUCAAUGGUUGCCACGAUCGUCAUGAGUUCCAUCUCUCUCUCUCUCACCAAUCACAGACAAACAGAGGCAACCCUUGUCGUGCCUCUGAGCCCGUUGUGCUGUUCGUUUUUCUGGCGUGCAUCCGGUGAUUGUACUGGCUCGCUCUCAUGCAGCAUAGACGCACAUCACGCAGAUGACCAGAUUCCUUCAUUUCAUUCCAAUACUGUCUCCAGUCUGAUUACCACCAAGAUCUUGUUUUUAUCACCGAACAUUAGACAUACAGUCAGAUCAUCCCUUCUCGCUGUAUCUCCGUUGUUUGGCCUCAUGGCCCCUUCUCCAUCAUAUUCUGUUCUCACCCCGGUUAAUCAGAUAAAAAUACCGCUGAGCACUCACAUGUCGGUUAUAGGUGCUAGUAUCCUAGUCCAUCAUCUCACGUACUCAACCAGUGCUCGGGCGUGUGCAAUCUCAGCUGCAGCUUGGGUGUUUUUUUUAAUCUUUGUUCUUCAACAGACCCCUCACCUGUGCGAUCCUAUUGUGACUAGUCGUGUUCAUCACUGAUUCGCGAUUCGACGGCUACUCAUCGUUCAGUAUAGUCUCUCAACUGGAUUCCAGCUUUUUUCAAUAUCUCCCGUCUAUCAUCCCACUUUGUUAGGUAUGCCAUGUCCUCGGUUUUGUAUUUUUAUGUUCUUUUAUCUGUUAUAUAUGCUGCGUGAAGUCCUGGUCACGUGAUCCCCGUCGGUCUUUGCCACCGGAGGCUACGCAUAUCGACUAAACUCUGUCCGAGUAUUCCUUCAUCUUCUUUGUAACGAACUCCGACACACACGCACCGUGUACACAUUUCGAAACGUACAAGUGACAGGCGCUCAAUAACCAUUCCAUUCUUGAUGACCUGCACGAUUAGUUAUCGCUUUCUCUCUUGCUUGGCAUGUGUUCUACUGGAAACACCUGUUUUGUGGGGAAUAGAAUUAUAAUCGAU